AGCAUGUAAAAGCACAGCAUGAGGCCUGAGAACCAGAGCAGUGAGUUCCUCCUCCUGGGGCUCCCCAUCCGGCCAGAGCAGCAGGGCAUGUUCUUCACCCUGUUCCUGGGCAUGUACCUGACCACAGUGCUGGGGAACCUGCUCAUCAUCCUGCUCAUCAGGCUGGACUCUCGCCUUCACACCCCCAUGUACUUCUUCCUCAGCCACUUGGCCUUCUCUGACAUUUCCCUUUCAUCUGUCACAGUUCCAAAGAUGCUCAUGAACAUGCAGACUCAGCAACAAUCCAUCCCCUAUGUGGGGUGUAUUUCACAGGUGUAUUUCUUUAUAUUUUUUGGUUGCCUUGACAACUUUCUUCUCACAGUGAUGGCAUAUGACAGGUAUGUGGCCAUCUGUCACCCUCUCCACUACGCCACCACCAUGAGGGAGGAGCUGUGUAUCAUCCUAGUGGCUGGAUCCUGGUUCUUCUCUUGCAUCCAAGCUCUUUUGCACACCCUCCUCGUGGACCAGUUGUCCUUCUGUGCAGGGACUGUCAUCCCACACUUCUUUUGUGAUCUUGCUGCUGUGCUCAAGUCUUCCUGCUCAGACACCUCUUUCAAUGAGCUGCUUAUCCUCACUGAAGGAGCAUUGGUACUCAUUCUACCAUUGAGUGGUAUCUUGGGCUCAUAUAUCCAUAUGGCAGGCAUCGUUCUGAAGGUCCCCUCCUUCAAAAGAAUCUCCAAAGCCUUGUCUACAUGUGGCUCCCAUCUCUUUGUGGUGUGUUUAUACUAUGGGACAAUUGCAGGUGUUUACUUUUUCUCUUCAUCAGGCAACUCCCAAGACAAGGACAUAAUUGCUUCUGUAAUGUACAUGGUGGUCACCCCUAUGCUGAACCCCUGCAUCUACAGCCUGAGGAAUAAGGACAUGAAACAUGCUCUUCGGAAAAUUUUUAGAGUCAAGGACCCUCUUUGGUAUGGUUAA
Molecule: messenger RNA, 957 nt
Organism: Puma concolor (puma)
Lineage: Eukaryota; Metazoa; Chordata; Mammalia; Carnivora; Felidae
Product: olfactory receptor 1J4-like
Biological process (GO): G protein-coupled receptor signaling pathway
Cellular component (GO): membrane
Molecular function (GO): olfactory receptor activity; G protein-coupled receptor activity
Source: RefSeq, a predicted model, not a curated record